Molecule: messenger RNA, 993 nt
Organism: Hibiscus syriacus
Lineage: Eukaryota; Viridiplantae; Streptophyta; Magnoliopsida; Malvales; Malvaceae
Product: F-box protein SKIP22-like
Exons: 2
Coding region: 1-993 (330 amino acids)
Molecular function (GO): protein binding
Source: RefSeq, a predicted model, not a curated record
AUGACGAGUUCUACAGAGAGCUCAAUCAAAGAGCCGUCACAAUUUGAAGAACCCAUGUCGAAGAAACGCAAAUUCUCUGAAGGAACCGAAGGAAAAGAAUCAAUGCACAUCGAUUCUUUAUCCCUUAUGGAGCCCUAUUUCUUGAGGAAGGUUUUGCUGGAAGAGCUGGGUGAUAACGGCGGCAGCAGCAUUCACAAGCCCUUAGCGGUUGCGGUCCACGCAGUUUUACUCGAAUCGGGUUUCGUGGGGUUCGAUCCCGUUUCGGGGCUGCAAACCGAUCGGUUUGAUUUCCCCGAUGAGUUCCUUUCUCCCGUCUCGUUUUAUUAUUCUCUGCCGGCUCUUUUGAGUGUGGAUCGUAAUGAUUCUUCCGGUUCAGAUGCUUCUGAUUAUGUAGUUUUAGCGUUUCUAACCCUAGGCCGAUUCAUUAAGGUCUAUGGGUCUUUGGUUAUUGGGUCAGGGAUACAUAAAUUGUCACUCGAUGAAUAUAGGUUUGCCCCAACCUUAGAUUUAGUAAUUGCAAAUUCUGCCAAGAAUGAUGGGUCUUUUAAUUCGAAUCCUGAGGAUGAGGUUAUGGAGUUCUGGAAGAUAGUUAAGGAUGAGCUUGCGUUUCCAUUGUUGAUAGAUCUCUGUGACAAGACUCAUUUGGCUCUUCCGCCAUGUUUUGUUCGUCUCCCAACCGAGCUAAAGUUCAAGGUUUUGGAGUUAUUGCCCGGUGCCGAUAUCGCAAGAAUGGAAUGCGUUUGCUUGGAGAUGCGGCGUCUGGCAUCGAGCAAUGAUCUGUGGAAGCAGAAAUUCAAACAAGAGUUUAUAGAUGAUGACUUUAUUUUUAUAGAUUAUGAGUUAGAAGCUGAAGGAAUGCAGGAAUGGAAAAAGCUGUUCCAUUCAUGGUGGGUGAGUAGGAACGAACGAAACCGUGAUGAUGAUGAUUCACUAUUUUACUCACCGGAGUCCCGUGAUUAUGAACUUACAGACCUACGAUCACCAUCACGGUAG